CCACGUUUAUAUAGCCUGCAUGAAACAACACGAUAAGAACGCACGGGUCGAAGUAUCUAAGAUGCACUUUUAGUAGUCCAUCUUCGGAACAUUGUAGUUUCACCACGGCAGACCAAAUAAACCCUAAUACCCCAGUGCAGUGAUAGGGACACUGUGUAGGAGAUGCCUUCUUUCUAGUGAGACGAUAAACUGAGGUCCUUACUCAAUAUGGUCAUUAUAAGUCCCAUGACAGUCAUCACAAAGAGUAGGGCGUUCCAUGGUGUCCUGACUAAAUUUCUGACAUGGCUCUUUCAACCUGCCACAUAAUCAUCCCCCAGUUGAGUCAGAUAAAUAUAGUUCUCUCCCUGUCCCUCACCGUUGAGGUGUGGACAGCGUUCUGGCACAAACUGGCUUCUGUGCAUCACCCACACAUUGGUGGUGAUUGUGGCGAGUUUCUCCCUCCUCACUUAUCACUGUAUAACACUGAAUGUGACAUAAGUGCUAUAUGACUGCAAGGUAUUAUUAUUAUUAUUAGUAGUAGUAGUAGUAGUAUUUAGAAAAUGCUAACUGCUGGGAUACGUUUGCUCAACAGCACUGAUAUUGCAAUGAUGUGAUGACAUACCACUUCAGUCCUGUCGGUAGCAUGCUGUGUUUUUGUGUUUACAAAAGAGGUUACAUUUAAAAGUGAUUAUGAUUAAGAAAUUUUCCCACUUUUUACUGACUUUGUUCAGACCGUGUGCCAAUAGCUACAAAAAUGUUGUGAGUGUGGAUCAGAUUUUUUAAGUUUUAUUGAGUACAUACUGCAGGAAACGAAACGCGAGUGGUUGCGUUUAACUGCGGAGUGCAGUGCUUUCGGGUUAACCGAAUGAAAAUACAGCAAUGAUUUUUAUGAAAGAAGUAUUCACUUUUAACAUAUAGGGUUUUGGACGAUGGUCUUCGUGUUUUAGCGUGUAAAAUAAUUUUAGAGGUUAUUAAUGGGCAAGAUAUGCGCGAGGAGAAAGCACAACUGUAAAUCUGGGAAACCCGAGAGAAGCUGUGUAAAACAGAUUGAGUCUAAAUGGUCCCCACCUGUCAUUUAAACGCAACCGCGAAUCUCAAUGACGCUUGAUCAUAAUUUGACAAGUUGUUGAAAGCAAGAAUUAAACAAGCUAGAUAUGCCGGACCGCAGUCGGUCCCCGUCCCCGGCCAAGUCACCGAAGAACUCGCCCAAGAAGUCACCCAAGAAGUCCCCGAAGAAAAAAAGGGCCGCUAAACCUAAGAAAGCCGGUCCCAACGCUAGAGACCUGAUUGUCAAGGCCGUAACCGCCUCCAAGGAGAGAAAAGGAGUGUCUCUGACUGCCUUGAAGAAAGCGCUAAAGGCAGCCGGAUACGAUGCGGAGAAAAACAAAUUCCAAGUGAAGCUGGCCGUCAAGGCUCUGGUCGCAAAUGGUACCCUGAUUCACACCAAGGGCACUGGCGCAUCUGGCUCCUUCAAGCUAUGUAAAACUCAAACCAAGAAGCCGAAGAAAAGGGCGGCCUCUAAAGCCAAGAAGUCAGCCGGUAAAAAGAAAACGGCUAAAGCAAAGAAGCCCAAGAAGGCAGUAAAGAAGCGUGCCAAGAAGACAGCGAAGAAACCGGCCGCCAAGAAGGCGACCAAGAAAGCUAAGAAACCGAAGGCGACCAAGAAGAGUCCCAAGAGAACAAAAUCGACCAGGCCUAGGGCCGCCAAACCUAAGACCGUCAGGGCUAAGAAAGCGGCUGCCAAGAAGUGAACAUCCAAACGUUCCGUACUGAUCAAAGGCUCUUUUAAGAGCCACCCACAGACACUUGAAAAUGCGCAAAUCUUUCCUACGUUUUUUUAAUUUUUUAUGUGGCUUCCACUUUAGCUGUAGAGUUGUUUUCAGGCCAAAGCAUUAGCUGCCAAUUUUCCGUUGUCGUGCCCAGCUUCAGAUGGUGGUGUAGCUCAUUACAAUACUUAAUUUCCACCCAAGGGUAGGCUGUCCAGUUAGUUUGUAUUGAGUUCAUAGUAACGCAGUAAGACGUAUAUUUAGUCAAAUUAAACUCACAUCCUGAACUUACAGAGCAAAUACAUCGAAAUAAAGUUAUGUAAAAACUUUCCCGAAAGCACAUUUUAAAUAAUUACAGAAUACGUUGACAAUGUGCCUUGUAUAAUAUUUGAUUUCUUUCAUUUUUGAUUCGUCCUGUCUCAUUCAUGCUUAUGCAUUUUUACCGCCACUGUUCCUUGACAAUAAAACGACUGCAAAGAACAGACCUGCCAUUAUUUUGGAUGAUGAAUUCAUGCUCAAAUUAAAAAUCGAUUUGACUUUGAAUUUUAAAUGUAUGAAAAUAGUUAAACGAUCUUUUCUUACAUUUCUUUUUUUACCUGUAUUAUAACAGCUUCACGGCCAAAAAGAGGUCGUUGUACGUCUCUGUGCACAUAAAUAAAUCCUACCAUGCAACACCAUAGUGACACAAAAUGUGAAGAUCUCUUUAGAAUACAACCAUAGUUUUCCCUAAAAUGUGGCAAGCCGUUUUGGGAGGGUUUAUGCCAUUUUUGUGCUGCUUUAGAACAAGCUUUUUAUGACAUUUAACUAUAUUCAAGCUACACUAGCAUUAC
This is a messenger RNA of Anguilla anguilla (European eel), 2575 nucleotides long. Its product is annotated as histone H1-like. NCBI's taxonomy places the organism in Eukaryota, Metazoa, Chordata, Actinopteri, Anguilliformes, Anguillidae. Gene Ontology annotation, cellular component: nucleosome; nucleus. Gene Ontology annotation, molecular function: structural constituent of chromatin; double-stranded DNA binding; nucleosomal DNA binding. The transcript has a single exon. The record is from RefSeq and is a predicted model, not a curated record. The coding region runs from base 1134 to 1730 and encodes 198 amino acids. Gene Ontology annotation, biological process: nucleosome assembly; chromosome condensation; negative regulation of DNA recombination.